Coniophora puteana RWD-64-598 SS2 is the source of this 696-nucleotide messenger RNA. RefSeq lists its product as uncharacterized. Lineage: Eukaryota; Fungi; Basidiomycota; Agaricomycetes; Boletales; Coniophoraceae. The transcript has a single exon. The record is from RefSeq and is a predicted model, not a curated record. Bases 1 to 696 code for a protein of 231 amino acids.
AUGCUGUACAGCGAUGAGCAGCUGCAGGACAUUACGCAGGACUCAUUGCGGAGACUUGUAGGGCAAUGCACGUACGCAAAAAUUCCAUCCAACACACACCCACUACGCUUUGAGAGUACCGAUAAUGCCAUCUUCCACCUGGGUAAAUCCUCGCGUUUUCGCAUUGAGGUGCAACAUGAGCCGGAAGAGAUAGGGGAUCUCUGGUUGUCUCUAGUUACUGACGACCACACUCGGCCAACUCUCGAGCUUACUGUCACUGUAGACGUGAUGCAUGCCGAAGACAUGCUCACAUGCUUUGUGCAGGCUCUCCCUAUUUCCUCUGUUGCGUUCGUGGAGGUCAGUUCGUGCUUUCGAUGGCCAGACGGGUUGCACGGAAUCUUCGACCACCUUUCAUCUGCUGAAACUCUCAAACUCGCUGACAUGACUCACGAAGAAAGUCGCGCAGUCAUAGAAAGCUUGCGCCCUCGAGAAGGACGGUUACCCGCUCCGCAACUUCGCAAGGUCAUAGUACAGGGCAAGGAGGGAGGUACAGAUUGCCCGAGUCUCGACGCUUUGCGGCAGUGCAUCAUCGCCCGCCAAGCUCUGGGAUGUGGAAUAGAAAGGGCUGUAUGCGGGAGGAAUUGUGAUGUCGUAACAGGCGAAGUCAGCUCCCUAAGCGGAUUAGGAAUCGACGUGGACUGGCUGCCCUAUCUGUAA